UACGCGCCUCUCCGUGUGAACGUACGCUUACACCGCGCCCGGACAACAUGAGUUUAUAUAAUCAAGCGCGCCUGGUCCUAUACAAGCACGAUGCGAGCCCACCGGCCAAUGCAGUCCGCAUGGUCGGCGCCAUAUUGGGCCUGCAGUUCGACUACGAGGAGCCCAACUUGAUCAAAGGCGAGCACAAGUCGCCAGAGUUUAAGAAGAUCAACCCAAUGUCUACUAUACCGGUGCUGAAAGACGGAAACCUCGUUGUUUCAGAAAGUCACGCGAUAAUCCUGUACCUCCUGAACAAGUACGGUGUCGAACAUAAGGAGACACUCUACCCUCCUGACCCGGCCACGCGCGCCAUAGUCGACCAGUGCCUUUACUUCGACGCGGGCGUGCUCUUUUCAUACAUGCGAGCAGUUACUGUACCAACAUUCACGAGCACACUAGACGGUCCUACCGAAAAGCACAUAUCGGACAUAGAGGAGGGUUACUCUGUACUCGAGGCAUACUUGAGUCAACGGGCGUACGUGGCCGCGGACCGUCUGACUGUGGCGGACAUCUCUAUCGGGUCUACAGUCGCUGCGUUGCUGGGGAUCCACGCUUUGGACGCUAAUAAGUUCCCGAAGAUUAAGGCGUGGUUUGAUCGCCUGUCGGCAGAAAGCUACUUCAAGGAGGUCAACGCGCCGGGCGCCGCCUUAUUGGCCAAGUCGCUCAGAAACCUCUGGAGUUCCAGGCGUCCAUAGGCUACGGAGACUGCUUACCAUCAGGCGGGCCGUAUGCUUAUUGGCCACCGACGUAGUAUAAAAUAACACUACUGGAUGAAGAAUAAAAAAUAAAGAUAGAAACUGUUUUUAUUGUUUAUUUACUAUCUGUGACAUUUACAUUUGUGUUCGUCUUCUUCCUUUUACUUGUUGUAAAGUUGUUGCUGGUUGAGACUCGAGUCCUUUCAGUCCUC
Cydia splendana is the source of this 946-nucleotide messenger RNA. RefSeq names its product glutathione S-transferase 1-like. NCBI's taxonomy places the organism in Eukaryota, Metazoa, Arthropoda, Insecta, Lepidoptera, Tortricidae. Gene Ontology annotation, biological process: glutathione metabolic process. The coding region runs from base 48 to 734 and encodes 228 amino acids. Gene Ontology annotation, molecular function: glutathione transferase activity. The transcript is spliced from 6 exons. The record is from RefSeq and is a predicted model, not a curated record.